Messenger RNA from Plodia interpunctella (Indianmeal moth), 2227 nucleotides. Its product is annotated as sodium-dependent nutrient amino acid transporter 1-like. The record is from RefSeq and is a predicted model, not a curated record. The coding region runs from base 20 to 1918 and encodes 632 amino acids. The transcript has 14 exons. Gene Ontology annotation, biological process: sodium ion transmembrane transport. Gene Ontology annotation, molecular function: L-amino acid transmembrane transporter activity. Lineage: Eukaryota; Metazoa; Arthropoda; Insecta; Lepidoptera; Pyralidae. Gene Ontology annotation, cellular component: plasma membrane.
UCAAAAAAUAAAAAUUUACAUGGACGGGAACACAGUGAAUGUUGAAAAUGGUACAAACCUGGCCUUUGACUCCUCUCCAGAAAAGGGUCCACCCCCGCCGCCGCUUCCAGCUAAAACGGAGCAGCCGCCGAGCAAAGUUAAGAGUGGCAAAGACAGACGACCAGAGCGGCCAAAAUGGGACAACCAAAUAGAGUUCCUCAUGUCAUGUAUCGCCACUUCAGUUGGUCUUGGGAACGUGUGGCGCUUCCCCUUCGUCGCCUUCCAAAAUGGCGGAGGAGCUUUCCUUAUUCCCUAUAUCAUUGUCCUUCUAGUCAUAGGCAAGCCCAUGUAUUACCUCGAAACAGUUUUGGGACAAUUCAGUAGCAGUAACUGCGUUAAAAUUUGGAAAUUGUCACCAGCUAUGAAAGGUACAGGUUACGCGCAAGCACUUGGUGCAAUUUAUAUUCUGUCAUAUUAUGUGUCCAUCAUCGCCCUUUGCCUGUACUAUUUCGCCAUGAGCUUCACGGCCACCCUCCCGUGGUCCGUGUGCGAGGAGGAAUGGAUCACGAAGUACAACUGCGUAGAUUCGGGUCAGGGCGUUGACCCCGAUAGCAAUGUCACUGCCGUAAGCAGCGCUGAAUUAUAUUUCACGAAAACGGUGCUUCGCCAGUCUAACGGCAUACACGAUGGCAUUGGAGCACCAAUUUGGGACUUAACUCUGUGCCUGUUAGGAUCGUGGCUGAUCAUUUUCUUCAUCGUCGCCCGGGGAGUCAAGAGCUCCGGAAAGGCUGCCUAUUUCCUGGCGCUGUUCCCUUAUGUUGUGCUUAUUAUCUUAUUGAUCAGAGCCGUGACGUUGGAAGGCGCCAGUAAGGGAAUUUUGUUCUUCUUGACACCUGAGUGGGAAAAAAUAUUGGAAAUAAAAGUGUGGUAUGCAGCUGUCACCCAAGUGUUUUUCUCACUGUCCGUGUGUUCUGGUGCACUCGUCAUGUUCUCGUCCUACAACGGAUUUCGCCAAAACGUUUACAGAGAUUCAAUGAUUGUGACAACUCUGGACACGUUCACUAGCCUAAUAUCCGGGAUCACAAUCUUCGGCAUCAUGGGCAACCUGGCGCACCAGCUGAAUGUCGAUGACAUUGAAGACGUCAUCGGCUCCGGAGGCUCCAGUCUCGCUUUCAUCUCAUACCCUGACGCUAUCGCCCAAUCGCCAUUCCUUCCCCAGUUGUUCUCAGUGUUGUUCUUUCUAAUGAUGGCUGUGCUCGGCGUGGGCUCGGGCGUGGCGUUGUUGUCCACAGUCAACACCAUCCUGCUGGACGCCUUCCCCAACGUCCGCACCAUCUACAUGUCCUGCAUGGCCUGCGCAGCUGGCUUCCUCAUCGGAUUGGUUUAUGUUACUCCGGGCGGUCAAUACAUCUUGGAGUUGGUUGACCACUACGGCGGAACCUUCAUGAGAUUAUUCGCCGCUAUUGCAGAAACCAUUGCCGUUUUCUGGAUUUAUGGAUUGGAGAAUAUGUGUUUGGACAUAGAGUUCAUGUUAGGGAUCAAGACUUCGUUCUACUGGCGCAUCUGCUGGUCCAUCGUGACGCCGGCCAUCAUGAUCUUCGUGUUCAUGUACGCGAUGGUCACCACGCAAACGCUCGUCUUCGGCGACUACACGUAUCCGAGCUCAGCAUAUAUUGCGGGCGACACAUUACAAUACGUGGGAAUGUCAUUGAUUCCGAUAUUUAUUAUAGUGGCUUUAGUGAAAUAUAAAACUAAUAGUUGCGUAGAGACAGUGAAAACUGCGUUCAGGAAAACGGAAAAUUAUGGCCCUAGCGACGAAACGUUGAGAGAACAAUGGCGUAAUUUCCGCCGGGAUGCUAAAUAUGACAGAGAGAUGAAGCGCAAGAACUGGUUCCAUCACAUCGGGCUCUCCUUGAUCGGAGGCUAUCGAUGGAAAUAAUAACACGGGCUGCGAUCUCAAUUUAAUAAUAAUUUAUUUUUAGACCCCAGAAACUCGUGGAAAAUCGGAGUACACGACUAAAAUUAGAAAUAUGUAUAUCGCCGCUCCGCCUAGACAUUAUAUAAUACACUGUGGAACGUCGCAUAAGUAGACAACUCUGUUCGUGUUAUAUUUAUUAUUUUUCAUUGUAUACUGCCGAUCCAAUGAUGACCAAGAACAUACAGGAUAUAUUUUCAAACCCUCAGGGCACCAAAUACUCGAUAAUUGUUAUUUUAUAUCAGAUUUAUUUAUUAUAACUACAAAAAUCUG